Molecule: messenger RNA, 1158 nt
Organism: Manis javanica (Malayan pangolin)
Lineage: Eukaryota; Metazoa; Chordata; Mammalia; Pholidota; Manidae
Gene: GLTPD2
Product: glycolipid transfer protein domain containing 2
Biological process (GO): intermembrane lipid transfer; ceramide transport
Cellular component (GO): cytosol; membrane; cytoplasm
Molecular function (GO): ceramide 1-phosphate transfer activity; ceramide 1-phosphate binding
Source: RefSeq, a predicted model, not a curated record
GAGGGGCUGGUGGUCCCAGUAGCAGCCAUGGGGGUCUUGCCACCUCCCCAGGUGCUGAGGCCCUGGUUCCGCCAUGCAAUUCCUUUCAUUAUCUUCGUGCUGCUGCUGCUUUAUCUCUGUGCUCGGAGCCUUGGCGCCCUCUCCGGCUGCCAAUAUGGGUCACAGUCCUGCACUCCCGAGGGACCGCCGCUUUUCCAGGUCCGGAAACAGUCGGGACCCCUGAAGGCUCUGGAGCUGGAAAAGCCUCAGUGUCUGGGCCCCCAGGGUUUGCUGGGCCGCAUGAUGAGGUCGUUCAGUGACAGUAUGAACCCCGAAGGGGAUGUGGAGUUGUCGCAGUACCUGGCAGGAUGGAGGGAGCUAGUCAAGUUCCUAACUCCCUUCGGCUCCAUCUUCGCCUUCGCGACAAGCGAGGCCUUCACCAAAGUGACAGCCCUCGAGGCUCGUGUGCGCGGCCCGGAUGCGGCGCACUACAGGUCGCUGGCGGCCAUGGUGGCGUGGGAGCGGCGGGCGGGACUGCUGGAGCGGCCCGGGAUCGCCCCUGCAGACUCGGCCAGGUCGUCGGGCUCACGAACAAUGCUCUUGCUGCACCGUGCGCUACGCUGGUCCCAGCUCUGCCUCCACAGGGUGGCCACCGGAAUGCUCGGAGGCCCGGACGCCGGCGUGCAGUGCAGCGACGCUUAUAGCACCGUCCUGGCCCCGUACCACCCCUGGCUCAUCCGUCAGGCUGCCCGCCUCGCCUUCCUCGCCUUCCCCGGUCGCGGCCGAUUGCUCGAGCUGGCAUGUCCGGGAGCCAGGGAGGCAGAGGCGCGAGCCGCGCUGGCCCGGGCCGCGGACACGCUAGAGGAUGUCUACAACCGUACCCAGAGCGUGUUGGCCGAGCGUGGCCUGCUCCAACUAGCUUGAGGCCAGCGGCCGCCGCGACCCGCGAGGACUGAAGCGCUCUGAGGCGGGAUCAGUUCAGCCCAGGGGCGCCCCCUAGGAAGGGCCAGCCGCGGCUGGGGGCGGGGCAGCUCGCUACCCCGCCUCUUCGUACGUCAUUGUCCUUGCAUUCCCGCCCCCAGCGGGUGGGUUUUUGAGCCCCUCCCACUAUCCGAAGACGGGGGAAGAAGGGAGGAGCCGUGGGGAAAUAAAAAGUAUUCUGUAAAAAAAAAAAAAAAA